AGGGAGAAACUGGAGAUGGAUCCGAUGGCGGUGACGGCGAUUUCGCCGAUUGAUUUACCGAUUAUGCACGACAGCGAUCGUUACGACUUCGUCAAGGAUAUUGGGUCGGGUAAUUUCGGAGUUGCUCGUCUCAUGACGGAUAAGUUUACGAAGGAGCUUGUUGCUGUUAAGUACAUCGAGAGAGGAGACAAGAUUGAUGAAAAUGUUCAAAGGGAGAUCAUCAACCACAGGUCGUUGAGGCAUCCUAAUAUUGUCAGGUUCAAAGAGGCUCGGUUCUUCUUUCAGCAGCUUAUCUCUGGAGUUAAUUAUUGUCACGCAAUGCAAAUAUGCCAUCGGGACCUGAAGCUGGAGAAUACGUUGUUGGAUGGAAGUCCUGCGCCUCGUUUGAAGAUAUGUGAUUUUGGAUAUUCCAAGUCUUCUGUUCUUCACUCGCAACCCAAGUCAACUGUUGGUACUCCUGCGUACAUUGCGCCAGAGAUUCUUCUUCGACAGGAAUAUGAUGGCAAGAUUGCAGAUGUAUGGUCAUGCGGCGUGACCUUAUAUGUAAUGUUGGUUGGAGCAUAUCCAUUUGAGGAUCCAGACGAGCCAAGAGAUUAUCGAAAGACAAUCCAAAGAAUCCUUAGUGUCACAUACUCAAUCCCUGAGGACUUGCACCUUUCACCAGAGUGUCGCCAUCUAAUAUCGAGGAUCUUCGUGGCUGAUCCUGCAACUAGGAUCAGUAUUCCGGAGAUAAAAUCGCAUGAAUGGUUCUUGAAGAAUCUUCCUGGGGAUUUGAUGGAUGAGAACAGAAUGGGAAGUCAGUUUCAAGAGCCCGAGCAGCCGAUGCAGAGCCUUGACACUAUAAUGCAGAUUAUAUCAGAGGCUACGAUUCCUGCUGUUCGAAACCGCUGCCUUGAUGAUUUCAUGACGGAUAAUCUUGACCUAGACGAUGACAUGGAUGACUUUGAUUCCGAAUCUGAGAUUGAUGUUGACAGUAGCGGAGAGAUAGUUUACGCUCUCUGA
Thlaspi arvense is the source of this 1002-nucleotide messenger RNA. NCBI's taxonomy places the organism in Eukaryota, Viridiplantae, Streptophyta, Magnoliopsida, Brassicales, Brassicaceae. The record is from the annotation of a GenBank genome assembly.